Messenger RNA from Manihot esculenta (cassava), 1720 nucleotides. RefSeq names its product serine carboxypeptidase 1. The record is from RefSeq and is a predicted model, not a curated record. Bases 145 to 1623 code for a protein of 492 amino acids. Gene Ontology annotation, molecular function: serine-type carboxypeptidase activity; acyltransferase activity, transferring groups other than amino-acyl groups. Lineage: Eukaryota; Viridiplantae; Streptophyta; Magnoliopsida; Malpighiales; Euphorbiaceae. The transcript is spliced from 13 exons. Gene Ontology annotation, biological process: proteolysis; secondary metabolic process.
CUUUUUUGGUUUCUCUUAUUAUUGAAAGCUAACUUUCUUUUUUUCCCCACAUUCUCGAGAAAAUACUCUCUCUCUCUCUCUCUCUCUCUCUCUCUCUCUUUCUAGCUCACAGAUUUUCUUUGCAAGUAGGUUCUCACAGUCAUUAUGAUCAAGGCCAUGGAUAAGCUCUACUUGUUUUGGUGUACGUUAUUCUCCAUGCUUUUGAGUCUUGCCUCCAUUAACGCAGCUCAAGAAGGUGCUCUCAUCACCUCUCUGCCUGGUUUCAAUGGCAAUUUCCCAUCAAAACACUACUCUGGGUAUGUGAGUGUAGGUGAGAAACAGCUUUUCUACUACUUGGUUAUGUCUGAAAGAAAUCCAUCCAAAGAUCCUGUUGUCUUGUGGCUAAACGGUGGACCAGGUUGCUCAAGCUUUGAUGGCUUCGUUUAUGAACAUGGGCCAUUUGAUUUUGAAGCAGGGAAGCCAAAAGGAGGUCUCCCCAUAUUGCAUCUCAAUCCAUAUAGCUGGUCCAAGGUUUCAAGCAUUAUUUAUUUGGAUUCUCCUGCUGGUGUUGGCUUUUCAUACUCCAAAAAUGAAAGUGAAUAUACAACUGGAGACCUGAAAACAGCUGCUGAUACACAUUCUUUUCUUCUUAAGUGGUUUAGGUUGUAUCCAGAGUUUCUCAGCAAUCCAUUUUAUGUUGCUGGAGAGUCUUAUGCUGGUGUUUACGUGCCUACUCUUACCUCUGAAAUACUCAAAGGAAUAAAAGCUGGUGCGAAGCCAACUAUCAAUUUAAAGGGUUACAUGGUGGGAAAUGGGGUGACAGAUAGAAAUUUUGAUGGAGGCAGUGCGCUUCUCCCUUUUGCACAUGGGAUGGGCCUCAUCUCAGAUGAUAUUUAUCAAGAAGCUGAAUCUGCUUGCAAGGGAAAUUAUGAUGAACCUAGCAUUGUUUGCUCUACAACUCUUGAGAAAGUUGACAAGGCACUUGAAGGGCUAAACGUUUAUGACAUCCUGGAACCAUGCUACCAUGGACCAGAAACAAAACAGAACACAAGCUUGCCAAGCAGCUUCCAAGAAUUAGGGAAGACAAAUAAGAAGAAUAUUGGUGUAAGAAAGAGAAUGUUCGGACGUGCUUGGCCAUUAUGGGCUCCUGUUAAAGAUGGCAUCCUACCAUCCUGGCCUGAACUAGCAGUCCAAGGCAGCGUUGGAUGCAUUGAUGAUGAGAUUGCAUCUGUUUGGCUAAAUGAUAAAUCGGUUAGGACAGCAAUUCAUGCACAGCCGGAAUCCACGGUGGGAACUUGGGAGCUAUGCACCCGCAGGUUAUUUUAUCGUCAUGAUGCUGGAAGCAUGAUCCCUUACCACAAAACCCUAACAAAACAGGGCUAUCGAGCACUUAUUUUCAGUGGAGACCACGACAUGUGUGUGCCAUUUACUGGAAGCCAAGCAUGGACAAAAUCACUUGGAUAUAAGAUCACAGAUGAAUGGAGGUCUUGGAUGUCUGAUAAUCAAAUUGCUGGGUACUUGCAAGGAUAUGAGAAUAAUCUUACCUUCCUCACCAUCAAGGGUGCUGGGCAUACAGUUCCUGAAUACAAGCCUCAAGAAGCUUUGGAUUUCAUUUCUCGUUGGCUAGAUGGAAAAUCAAUAUGACUCGGAAAUUCUGCUUUUUUUUUAAAAAAAAAAAGUUUAUCUUUUUUAAACAAAUUAAUCAAUAUAUAUCAAUCGAAAGUUCAUUAAGUUACAUAUA